GCAUCAAUAUGGACUUGCGCGUCCACCCUAACCAUUCAAAUUUAGCCAGCAAGCGAAAUGCAACUUAUCCUGUGAUAUUUCCUCUUACUUCCUCUUUCCUUGUAUAUAUAUAUACACACACACGACCCUCUACGGUUCUGUACCCAAGAACACUACUGCUUCAGUCGUGUGAGAUCAAGAUCAUGGGCGUCUUGGAUCACCUCUCCGAUUUGUGCAGCAUGACAGACACAAAGGCAGCCCUCAAGCUCAGGAAGAGGCGGCCACUGCAGACGGUAAACAUCAAGGUGAAGAUGGACUGUGAGGGCUGCGAGAGAAGGGUCAAGAACGCCGUCAAGUCGAUUCGGGGUGUGACGGCCGUGUCAGUGAACCCCAAGAUGAGCAAGGUGACGGUGACGGGGUUCGUGGAGCCGAGCAAGGUGCUGGCGCGGGUGAAGAGCACCGGGAAGGUGGCCGAGAUGUGGCCCUACGUGCCAUACUCGCUCACCACCUACCCCUACGUCGGCGGCGCCUACGACAAGAAGGCGCCGGCGGGCUUCGUCCGCGGCGCGCCGCAGGCCAUGGCCGAUCCAGGGGCGCCGGAGGUCCGGUACAUGAACAUGUUCAACGACGAGGACGUGAACUCCUGCACCAUCAUGUGAUGAACUGAUGAUACCUACGGUCUUGACAGUCUCCAUCCUAGCCAGCCGGCCAGCCACCCAGCAAAGACCACGCGGCCUAGAUACCAUCACAGAAUAGGCUAUUCUACAUCCAGCUACGUAAUAGUAAAUCCACGCGUGUACGAUUUUGUGUGAUUUGUUCAUAUCAGAUGUAAUUGUAAUUUCAUGGUAAAGGCUAAAUUAUCACUAUGAGUUUUCUUUGCGAA
Hordeum vulgare subsp. vulgare (domesticated barley) is the source of this 862-nucleotide messenger RNA. RefSeq names its product heavy metal-associated isoprenylated plant protein 20-like. NCBI's taxonomy places the organism in Eukaryota, Viridiplantae, Streptophyta, Magnoliopsida, Poales, Poaceae. Gene Ontology annotation, molecular function: metal ion binding. The transcript has 3 exons. Bases 9 to 638 code for a protein of 209 amino acids. The record is from RefSeq and is a predicted model, not a curated record.